AUGGCAAAACUCGUCGUAAUUACGGGCAUCACUGGUGUCCAGGGAAGCUCAGUCGCCGACACUUUUCUUCAAACCCCGGGUUACACAAUUCGCGGCGUCACCCGCAACCCCGAAUCCGCCGCCGCCAAAGCAUGGGCAGCCAAGGGAGUUGAAAUAGUCCAGGGCGAACUCGACGACGUCAAGUCCCUCGAGCGAGCCUUCAAGGGAGCCAGCGUCAUCUUUGGCGUUACUGAUUUCUGGACCAUCUGGAAGGAUCCUCGCACCGCAGAACAAAAAGCGCCGGGUCAAGAACUUGUUGCUUACUGUUACGAGGUUGAGCUGCGACACGGGAAAAACCUUGCUGAUGCUGCUGCUUCGACGGCGGCUACGCUAGACAGAUACAUCUUCAGCUCUAUGGCUCAUGCGACAAAGUCGAGCGGCGGCAAGUACACAAAGCUGUAUCAUAUGGACUCCAAAGCCGAAGCUGUGACGUAUGCACAGGGUCUUCCUGCGCUGCAAGGGAAAUUUUCUCAAAUUCAAGCUCCAAUCUACUUUCAAGUUGGGACAGAGUGGGGUCUGCCUAUUGCUCCAAAGAAGCAACCUGAUGGUACUUAUCGAAUGACUGCUCCCGGUCCCGGACACAAGCCCAUCCCCUUUGGAAACGUGCGAACCGAUCUUGGCCCCUGCGUCAAAGUCCUUGUCGAAGAAGCGCCCCCCAACACAAAUCUUUUUGCUGUAGGCGAUUACAUUUCUUGGACAGACUAUCUACGUAUUAUCUGUGAGACUCAAGGUUUAAAAUAUGGAGGCUUUGACGAGCUUUCAUACGACCAGAUUAAUGAGCUUAUCCCCGGUGGACUGGGCCAUGAGUUUGGAUUGAAUGUAUUGUUUGCAUUUGAGUUUGGAUAUGAAGGGAAUGAACCAGGAAUCGUUGGGCCUGGAAAGUAUGGAAUUAGAAUGACAUCUUUCAGAGAAUACUGCGAGAAGAACGAUUUCUCUGCCAUGUUGGGCAAAUAA
This is a messenger RNA of Trichoderma asperellum CBS 433.97, 993 nucleotides long. RefSeq lists its product as uncharacterized. The record is from RefSeq and is a predicted model, not a curated record. Gene Ontology annotation, cellular component: nucleus. Lineage: Eukaryota; Fungi; Ascomycota; Sordariomycetes; Hypocreales; Hypocreaceae.